AUGCAAUUGGGGCAGUUAGCCAAUUCCAUAAAUUCUCGUGAACAAGGCAAUUUUCCUAGUAAGAUAGAGGCCAAUCUGAAAGAUCAUUGCAAGUUAGUCACAUUGAGAAGUGGUAAAAAACUUGGUCAGGUAAGUGGUGAGAUUGUAGUUGGUGAUGAAGUAGACCAUGAAGAGGUGAGCAAGAAGGUUGGUGAAGAAAUUGAGGACCUAGCCAAGACACCAUCCCCAUUACCACCAAUCGAACCUAAUGUCCCUCGCAUUCCUUUUCCUCAAAUGCUUAAGCAAAAUAAAAUUGAUCAACAGUUUGAGAAAUUUUUGAAAGUGUUUAGACAGGUUCACAUUAAUAUUCCUUUUGCAGAUGCCUUAACAAAAAUUCUUGCCUAUACAAAGUUCCUAAUGGAGAUCAUAUCCAAGAAGAGGAAAUUCGAGGAUUUUGAGACCAUUGCAUUGACAUGGGAAUGCAGUGCCAUUAUCCAAAAUAAGCUUCCACCAAAGCUAAGAGAUCGAGGGAGUUUUUCUAUCCCUUGUACUAUAAGUGAUGUUAAUUUUUCUAAAGCUUUGUGUGAUUUAGGUGCUAGUGUUUCACUAAUGCCUUUACCUAUGUCUAGGAAGCUUAAAGGAGUUGAAGCCUAUUACCAUCUCUUUGCGGCUAGCUGA
Messenger RNA from Juglans microcarpa x Juglans regia, 657 nucleotides. RefSeq lists its product as uncharacterized. NCBI's taxonomy places the organism in Eukaryota, Viridiplantae, Streptophyta, Magnoliopsida, Fagales, Juglandaceae. The coding region runs from base 1 to 657 and encodes 218 amino acids. The transcript has a single exon. The record is from RefSeq and is a predicted model, not a curated record.